UCACAAUUCUUAAACUUGAUGGACCAUUUAUGUCAAAAAAACUCUAGUAUGCGAGGUGGCCACUAAUACUGAACCGGUCAAAAUCCUACUAGUUUAGGAAACCGGUUCUCCAAACCCUUAUAUUAAACCCGCCGACCUAAACACUUAAACCGGGGCCGACUUUAUUAGAAAAAUCGCCGUAAAUAAACGCACCCAUUUUUACUCUCUUUUGAUUUCUCUGGAAUUUGCUAUUUCCCGUAAAUAGCAAAGCAAAAACCCUAGCUCAAACGGCCAUGGCUUAUCAACAUCAAUCAGGCGACAACGACGAUAGCAAGAAUCGCCGUCUCUAUAACCCUUACCAAGACCUACAGGUUCCGAUUCAAACGCUGUACAAGCUUCCGACGUCGCCGGAGUUUCUCUUUCAGGAGGAAUCUGUUGCUCAGCGUAGAUCAUGGGGAGAGAAUUUGACUUAUUAUACUGGUAUUGGUUAUCUCUCCGGUGCAGUUGUCGGUGCGGGUAAAGGAUUUGUUGACGGUGUGAAAGCGUCGGAGCCAGGUGAUACGAUGAAGCUGAGGAUUAAUAGGAUCUUAAACGGGUCGGGUCAUACGGGUCGGAAGUUCGGAAAUCGAGCUGGUAUUAUUGGAUUGGUUUAUGCAGGGAUGGAGAGUGGAAUGGUUGCUGUAAGGGAUACGGAUGACGUCAUCAACAGCGUUGUUGCAGGUUUGGGCACCGGUGCGUUUUACAGGGCGGCUGCAGGGUUGAGGUCAGCAGCUGUUGCCGGAGUUAUUGGUGGUGUCGUUGUUGGCUUGGGAGUGACUGGAAAACAGGCGUUAAAGCGAUACGUUCCGAUCUGAGGAAUUUGUGAUGGUUUGGUUUUGGACUUAUGAGCUUAAUCUUGGUAGCUGUUAUUUGUUUCAAAAAUUUUGAUAAUACCUUGAGAAAAAUUGUGUUCUCGGACUGCUGCUCAUAAUGUUAUUUGGCAUGAAAGUUGCAUGCUUUCUAGAUAUGUUUAACAAUAUUAUUUGAAUAUAUAUUCUGAUAGUAGGUUUAGAGGA
Messenger RNA from Capsicum annuum, 1034 nucleotides. Its product is annotated as mitochondrial import inner membrane translocase subunit TIM23-1. Gene Ontology annotation, cellular component: TIM23 mitochondrial import inner membrane translocase complex; mitochondrial inner membrane. Gene Ontology annotation, molecular function: transmembrane protein transporter activity. Gene Ontology annotation, biological process: protein import into mitochondrial matrix. The coding region runs from base 273 to 833 and encodes 186 amino acids. The transcript has a single exon. The record is from RefSeq and is a predicted model, not a curated record. Lineage: Eukaryota; Viridiplantae; Streptophyta; Magnoliopsida; Solanales; Solanaceae.